This is a messenger RNA of Sinocyclocheilus anshuiensis, 2227 nucleotides long. RefSeq names its product rab11 family-interacting protein 4A-like. The record is from RefSeq and is a predicted model, not a curated record. Gene Ontology annotation, molecular function: calcium ion binding. Gene Ontology annotation, cellular component: cleavage furrow; endocytic vesicle; midbody. Bases 71 to 1933 code for a protein of 620 amino acids. Gene Ontology annotation, biological process: regulation of cytokinesis; endocytic recycling. The transcript is spliced from 15 exons. NCBI's taxonomy places the organism in Eukaryota, Metazoa, Chordata, Actinopteri, Cypriniformes, Cyprinidae.
UGAUGGCGGGCGAGCUCACAGCAGCCCAGUCUCUCUAAUACAGAGCAAUUAACGGCGCCUCGUCACAACGAUGGACAGCACUGUCCUCCCCGACCAAGAACAGCUGCUGGUGUUCCUAAAGAAGCUCAAAGAAGUGUUCGACGUGUGCGACGAGGAUGCUGACGGAUAUAUUCGGGUUGAGCACUUCGUGGACCUCGGUCUACAGUUCGGCCAAGGAGAUGAAGUGAAGAAGUUUGCCAAGUACCUGGAUCCCAAUGCUCAUGGUAGAAUUAACUUCAGAGAUUUCUGUCAUGGAGUGUUUGCAAUCAAAGGCUGUGAGGAGAUCUUGAAAACGGCACUUGGGACCCCCAGCAUCAGUGCACUUCCAUACCAGACGGACAAUGGCUACUACUAUCAGCACGGGGAGGGGAGUCUGGGACCCCCGAUCAUUGUGUGCACGCGACCGUACCCAGAGUGCCAGCUGUAUUCUGAUGAGGAAGGAAUGGUCGGACGGGACGUGCAAGAGUCAGACAUGGACAGUGCAGGAGACAGCGGGGCAGGAUCUGAAUCUUCUGAAGGAGGACGUCAUGAUGAUAAAGAAGGACUGGGUGAACUCUUACUACGUGGAAACAGCUGUGGUCAGAUGGUGUCUUCAGCAGCAGCUUCAGUAGUCUCAGUGGAGGAGCAGUUUGAGGACUAUGGAGAGGGAGAAGAUGUGGACUUCACUCCCAGCAGCCCCGUCCCUGAUGAUGACACACGUACCAAUGGUUUCUCUGACUUGGGCUCCUCUCUGCCCUCCAGUGCUGGUCAGACCCCUCAGAAGAUCAGGCACCUGUACAGCAGUGAGCUUCUGGAUGUUUACUGCUCCCAGUGCUGCAAGAAAGUCAACCUGCUCAAUGAUCUAGAGGCCAGACUCAAGAACCUCAAAGCUAACAGCCCAAACAGGAAAAUUUCCAGUACAGCAUUUGGUCGUCAGCUCUUCCACCACAGUAACUUCAGCAGCAGUCAGGGCAGCACAGAGGACCUGUUCAGAGACAGCAUCGACUCCUGUGACAUUGACAUCACUGAGAAGGUGAGUUAUUUGGAAAAGAAGAUAACAGAGCUUGAGAACGACAGUCUGGCCAAUGGAGAUCUGAAAUCCAAACUUAAACAGGAAAACACACAACUAGUUCAUAGGGUACAUGAGCUGGACGAGCAGAUCAAAGAUCAAGAGGCACAUGCAGAACAAUGUUUAGAGGAGGAGCUGAAGAGACACAGAGAGGCCUACAGUAAGAUGGAGAGAGACAAGAGCACUGAGAUUGAACUGCUUAGUAACAGGGUCCAGCAGCUGGAAGAAGAGAAUGCAGAGAUGAAAGUGAAUGUGUGCAGACUCAAGUCUCAAACUGAAAAAUUGGACCAGGAGAAGCAACGUAUGACUGAUAAAUUGGAAGAUACAAGCCUGCGUUUGAAGGAUGAGAUGGAUCUGUACAGGAAAAUUAUGGAUAAACUUUGGCAGAACAGACAUGAGUUUCAGAAGGAGCGAGAGGCCAUGCAGGAGCUGAUUGAGGACCUGCGGCGUGAACUGGAGCACCUACAACUCUUUAAACUGGAGGCUGAGAAGCCCGGCCGUGGCCGUAACGCCGCAGGACUGUCCGAGUACAAUGCCAAGACUCGAGAGAUUGAACUGGAGCACGAAGUAAAACGGCUUAAGCAGGAGAACCAUAAAUUCAGAGACCAGAACGAUGAUCUGAAUGGACAGAUUCUCAGCCUCAGCCUUUACGAGGCCAAAAACCUGUUCGCAUGUCAGACCAAGGCCCAGUCACUGGCAGCAGAGAUAGACAAUGCCUCCAGAGAUGAGCUUGUUGAAGCUUUGAAAGAACAAGAGGAGAUCAACUUCCGUUUAAGACAGUACAUGGACAAGAUCAUCCUGGCUAUCCUCGACCACAACCCCUCCAUUUUAGAGAUCAAGCAUUAGGCUACUGAGCUGAGAGCGGAUAGAGGACUCACACUCGGCAGAGAGCUCCCCAUUCAGGCCAGGGGUGUGAAAUGCACCACCUCUGCCCUCUUACACCAAGUCAUCAUGUAUUUACAGUGCAAGUUGCUGUCGAAAUUAUCGUGUCUCUCAUGUGCUCUGUCUCACACACGUGGGUCACGGUUUCCAUCACUGCUCAUGUCAUCACGCUGUGCGUUUAGGCUGUAGAAAUGACAAAAACAAGUGAUGAAACUGGAAUCUAGAAUAGAAGUGUACUUUUGCGCUCAAAUAUAUAUA